Messenger RNA from Tachysurus vachellii, 1259 nucleotides. It is a transcript of the gene cldnj, whose product is annotated as claudin j. Lineage: Eukaryota; Metazoa; Chordata; Actinopteri; Siluriformes; Bagridae. Gene Ontology annotation, biological process: bicellular tight junction assembly; cell adhesion. The coding region runs from base 132 to 1259 and encodes 375 amino acids. The transcript is spliced from 2 exons. Gene Ontology annotation, molecular function: structural molecule activity. Gene Ontology annotation, cellular component: bicellular tight junction; plasma membrane. The record is from RefSeq and is a predicted model, not a curated record.
CCCUAAACGAUUGCACACACCUCUUUGCUUUAGCACUAACAGUCUCCUGAACACAAUCUCAAACUGAUUCUGUGCCGGAGAGAGAAAGAGAAAACGUCUAUCGCUGAGUGUUAAACAGAUCUGAUGUGGAAAUGGCAUCGGCGGGGCUGCAGAUGCUGGGGUGUACGCUAGCUUUAAUUGGCUACAUCGGGGUGAUCAUAAUCUGUGCCUUGCCCAUGUGGCGAGUCACUGCCUUCAUAGGAAACAACAUUGUGACGUCCCAGAUCUUCUGGGAGGGCAUUUGGAUGACCUGCGUGGUGCAGAGCACAGGUCAGAUGCAAUGCAAGGUCUACGAUUCCAUGCUCGCUCUGACUUCGGACCUGCAGGCUGCCCGUGCGAUGGUGGUUGUCGCACUGGUGGUGGGCCUCGCAGGGAUCUUUAUGGCCUUCGCUGCUGGCAAGUGCACCAAUUUUAUUUCUGAGGGAAAUGGCAAAAGCAGGGCAUCUAUUGCUGCUGGAGUUGUCCUUAUCAUUGCAGGAGUCCUCACCUUUAUUCCUGUGUCCUGGACGGCCAACAGUAUAACGAGAGAUUUCUACAACCCCUUACUGGUCGAUGCCCAAAAGCGUGAGCUGGGGGCUUCACUGUACAUCGGAUGGGGAGUGCUGGGCAUCACACUGUCUAUGAUUGGCCUGGCUGGUACCAUCAUCAUCUGCGCCUUGCCCAUGUGGAAGGUGACGGCGUUUGUGGGCACUAACAUCGUGGUGGCGCAGGUCUUCUGGGAAGGUCUGUGGAUGACGUGUGUUUACGAGCACACGGGACAGAUGCAAUGCAAGCUGUACGAUGCUUUGCUAGACCUGGACCCAACAUUGCAGGCCUCACGUGGUCUCAUGGUCACCACCAUGGCACUUGCAUGUCUCGGGUUCCUCAUCUUCCUGCUAGGAGCCGAGUGCACCAACUGUCUCAGUAAUCCAAGGGCCAAGGCGAGGAUCGUGGUGGCAUCAGGUAUCACUUUCAUGCUUUCGGGACUUGGCACCGCAAUUCCUGUUUCCUGGACGGCUGACACCAUCAUCAGGGACUUCCAUAACCCUGUAGUGCACGAGGCUCUGAAGAGAGAGAUGGGUGCUGCCAUAUACGUGGGCUGGGUGACGGCCGGGUUUUUGUUCAUCGGAGGGGCAAUUCUCUGCACCAGCUGCCCACCAGAGAGGGUCAAACAUUUCUCCAGGUAUACGGCAACAAAGUCAGGCCCACAAAGCAGCUAUGCCUUUAAGAACUAUGUGUGA